AUGGAUCGUUGUGGCAGAGUCCCUACCGCAGAGGAAUUCCAACUUCUACAAGACUAUUUCGGUUUCCUUCCGGAACACAGUGUGAUGAUUCUGACGAAGGGGUCAUCAAUCUAUGAUCAUCCUCAAGGGAAUGCAUGGAGAGAACUGGGAAGAUUUCAUUCUUGUCGUUGCCGGUAUAAGUGUUACCAGGAGGGCUCAUGGGAAGAUGGCGCAGUUAUUCGUCGUGAGAUGCGGUAUUCACUCAUCUCCUCCCUGCCCCCCCCCCCUUUUUUAAGAGAAAAGAAUGAGAACAGUGUAUCUUAUUGGCUUGAGGUUGAUCUUGUGGACGCUCUUCCACCUCCCAUAUCUGAAAAACACAUACGAGAUCUCGCUAAACUAUUAUCUGUAGAAGGGGAAAAUACCGACUCUAGCGGGUCUGCCUCACCUUCCCGGCCGGCUGUUGGGUUCAUUUCCCCAAUUCAUCUUCCGACAUCCUCCUAUUCCGAUUCGCCUGCGGGAGCAUAA
Molecule: messenger RNA, 504 nt
Organism: Lactuca saligna
Lineage: Eukaryota; Viridiplantae; Streptophyta; Magnoliopsida; Asterales; Asteraceae
Source: the annotation of a GenBank genome assembly